GAAAUCCCACUAGAGUUCUCUCUUCCAGUUCACUCAUUCGACCAGAUGUUCACCAUCCAACCAGGGCUAGCAGAAGGAGCCCAGUUCCUGGGGGGCCUGCCUCCUGCAGUAUGUCAGCCCGAACUCCAACCAGACAGCAAUUCCAACUUCAUGGAGAGUGCCAAGGAUGCCAAUGAGAAUUGGCAUGAGAUGCAAAGCAAAGUGGAGCCUAUCCUGAUGAGGAGCUCCUCUGAGUCACCCUCUGACAACCAGGCCUUUCAGACCACUAGACUCCUUGAUGAGGUGGUCCGCAGUCCCCCAGAGGGUGCAGAGAUUACUGGUGCUGAGCCUGAGAAGUUGGGUGGUGUCAGCAAUGUCUGCUCCCCUCUGGAGGACAUUGGCUAUGCCAGCAGCUCCCUGAGCAUUGACAGCCUUAGCAGCAGUCCAGAGCCCACCUGUGGGACCCCUGGAGACCCUAGUCCUCCAGAUCCCUUUCUUCCCUCUGUGGCCCAAGCUGUGCAGCAACUGCAGGCUCAGGAGCGCUACAAAGAGCAGGAGAAGGAGAAGCACCACGUGCACUUGGUGAUGUACCGUCGCCUGGCACUGCUGCAGUGGAUCCGGGCCCUGCAGCAUCAGUUGGUUGACCAGCAGGCCCGGCUGCAGGAGAGUUUCGACACUAUACUAGACAACAGAAAGGAGCUUAUUCGCUGUCUCCAGCAGAGGGCAGCACCAUCCAGGCCCCAGGACCAGGGUUAACUGCCUCCACAAGUGUGCAAAAGUCUUAAGUGUGUAUCUGCAGACAAAUGUGUGAUUGUGCACAAGUAAGUGCAUGAUUGCCUGUUGGCAUGAGUGCAUGUAAGUAUAAGUGUACGUGUGUGAUGUUGACUCAGGCAGGAAUAUUCAUGUGUGUGUGAAUGAGCUUUGUGUGCACAUGUACAAACAGACUAUCAGUGUGUGAGAAUGAAUGUGUAUAUGUAGCAUGUAUGUAAGAGUCAGUAACUGUGUAUAUUCAUGUAUAGCUAUGUACCUAGAAUUGUGUUUAUUAGAUUCACAAGGGAGAUUAUACAUGCAGAAUGUGUGUGUACUUAGGUGGGAGUUUGAUUAUUCUGGCUUAUGUCAGGCAUACAUGAGUGAAUCUUUGUGUGUUCAGUUAUUUAUGAAAGGGUGUGUAUGUGUGUGUGUGUGUGUGUGUGUGUGUGUGUAUAGGAAGUGUUUGUUGAAAGCAUGUGUAUUUAUGACAGUCUCAUACGCAGGUAUGUGCCAGUAUACAUUCAUUACACCUGGAGGGCAUCUACCCAUACUCUGUGUCACCCAAAUCUACCCCAGCCAUUUUUCUCCACUGGGUCCCAUUGCUUCCUAGCAAGAGAAUACUAGCCUACUGUCAUUUAUCUGAGGGUUGUGGCUGAUACAUUCUUCUGGCACUUCCCACACUACCUUUCCUUCUCUUUUCCCCUCACUUAAUCCAGACUUUGCUCUGCUAAGACUGUGUCCCUCUUGUUGUUUUGUCUGUAAGAGGUUCUUUUUUUUUUUUUUUCAGUGCUGAUGAUCUCCAAGUCUUUGUGAAGGCCAGGCAAGUCCUUUAACUGAUGAGCUACAUCAUCAGUUAUAGGCUGGCUGCUCUAGCCUGCCUUCACAUUUUGUCUAGUUUUGUCUGGAUAGUUGAGAAUUGGUAUCAGGGAGGGAACUGGGAAUUGUGACAUGGGGACAGAGAAGGAUGUGGAAGACUAUCCUCUUGAAUGCUGCCUUUCGCCAUGGGAAGGUGAUGGUGCAAUCCUGUAAGGAAUAGGAAAAUGGAGUUCCCAAACAAACCACACCUUUCCACUGGGAAAAGAUGUUGAAGUCCAUAUUGAUUUGAGUUUCUGAGAGAUGGUGUUCUCAGGCUGUGUUAGGAAAAGCCACAUUUCCUAGGUUCCUCCCUGACUUUACAACGUUGAGU
Messenger RNA from Dipodomys ordii (Ord's kangaroo rat), 1915 nucleotides. Its product is annotated as chromosome unknown open reading frame, human C1orf216. NCBI's taxonomy places the organism in Eukaryota, Metazoa, Chordata, Mammalia, Rodentia, Heteromyidae. The transcript is spliced from 2 exons. The record is from RefSeq and is a predicted model, not a curated record. Bases 46 to 735 code for a protein of 229 amino acids.